UGAUGUUAUUGCAAGCAUAACUAAUUUCAUGUAUUAAGUGACAAAUUUUUUUCGCAGUGAGAAAUUUUUUUACUUAUCGUAAUUAUUUUCUGUAAAUUUAAUCUGAUCCGUUUUUGAAAAACUCGUCAAAAAUAAUUUGUCUUUGUAUCUUCUUUUGAACAAUGCACAUAAUAAAAGAAGUAAAAACUAUAAAGAUAUUCAAAGGCUAUUACUAUUUCGACGUUACCGACGACAUUAAAAAGCGCGCUUAAAUAUCUCUGGAGUUAAGUAUCUGAAAUAUAUAUUCAAGAACAUUCAGUACGGAGUAUACCACGGAACGUAACGCGAGUCCAGCAUCACUGUUCGAAAAUUAUAAUAAGAAGGACCGCGUGGUUCGUGAUGGCCGAUAAAGGAAGAGAGGAUUUGUUGCAACAAGUGAAAGAACAAGGAGAUCUUGUACGAAAAUUAAAAGCUGCUAAAGGAAAUAAAACUCAGGGAUCCUCAAAUAUAUUGCCUGAUUUAGAAACCUUAAACAAUGAAUUUGCGGAUAUCAGCUAUGUAUGCGGCUGGAUCCCUUCAUCUAAAGACAAUCAGCUUUUCAAUUUAUGUACAAGUAAUUAUAAUGACAAUUUUGCAAAGUGGCCACACUUAAAUCGAUGGUAUAUUAACAUGAAAAGUUUUACUGAAGCUGAACGUUUAAACUUUCCUGCCAUGGAAGCAUCACUUACUUCCUUGGCAAUAAAACUUGAGAAUAUUGGCGAUAUUUCCUGUUGUAAUAAUAUUCUUGAUAAAAAGAUAGCUGAUGAGGUUUCAAAACUGCUGGAGUUAAAAGCACAAUUAGGAGAGGAAAAUGCUGUUCAACAUAAACUUAUACUUAAAACACCAAAAGGUACAAGGGACUAUAAUCCAGAACAUAUGUCAUUACGACUUGGAGUCUUGGAGAAAAUAAUUUCAGUAUUUAAACGUCAUGGUGCUGAAACUAUAGAUACACCUGUUUUUGAAUUAAAGGAUGUUUUAACAGGGAAAUAUGGUGAAGAUUCUAAAUUGAUCUAUGAUUUAAAAGAUCAGGGAGGUGAAAUACUUGCUCUUAGAUAUGAUUUAACAGUACCUUUUGCUAGAUACCUUGCUAUGGGAAAAAUAUCCAGUAUUAAAAGAUAUCAUAUUGCCAAAGUUUAUAGAAGAGAUAAUCCGGCUACAACAAAAGGACGUUACAGAGAAUUUUAUCAGUGUGAUUUUGAUAUUGCUGGUCAAUAUGAUCCUAUGAUACCUGAUGCUGAAUGUAUUCGUGUAGUCUCAGAUGCAUUGGAAUCUCUGGAUCUAGGAAAAUUUAUAAUUAAAUUAAAUCAUAGAUCAUUACUCGAUGCUAUAUUUGCUACAUGUGGUGUUCCACAAGAUAAAUUCAAAACUAUUUGUUCUUCGGUUGAUAAGUUAGACAAAACAUCUUGGGAAGAAGUAAAGAAAGAAAUGGUAGAAGAAAAAGGUCUAAAUGAAGAGACUGCUGAUAAAAUUUGGAGUUAUGUGUCUAAAUCUGGAGGUGUAAACUUAAUAACAGAAUUAAGAAAAGAUGAAAAUUUAAUGAUACAUAAAUCUGCUGUAUUUGGAUUGGAUUCUAUGGAAUUAUUAUUAAAAUACUGUAGCAUUUAUAAAAUUAUAGACAAGUUAGUUUUUGAUCUAAGUCUUGCACGAGGACUUGACUAUUACACAGGAGUAAUUUAUGAAGCAAUUUUAUCUGGUGAUGAUGUCGGUGUCGGUAGCGUAGCCGGAGGUGGUCGUUAUGAUAAUUUAGUCGGAAUGUUUGACAGCAAGAAAAAAACCGUACCAUGCGUAGGUGUGUCGUUAGGUGUCGAACGUAUUUUUAGUGUCUUAGAAGCUAAAAUGGCAAAUGAAGGUGUAAAGAUACGAACAACAGAAGUAGAAGUAUUUGUAGCUAGUGCUCAGAAAAAUUUACACGAAGAAAGAAUGCGCGUUUUGUCGGAUCUUUGGGAUGCUGGUAUUAAGGCUGAACAGGCGUACAAGAAAAAUAUCAAAUUAUUAGCACAAUUGCAGUAUUGUGAAGAAUAUGGUAUUCCUUUAGUGAUAAUACUUGGCGAGGGAGAGAUAGCGAGAGGUGAAGUCACCCUAAGAGAAGUUACUACACGAAAGGAAGUUCCAAUACCAAGAAAUCAACUUAUCGAUGAAAUUCGGAAACGGCUACAAAACUCAACAUAGCGAGCAAAUUAUGAUUAUUUAUUCUUUUUUUUGUUUAUAGUUAGAUCAACAAUAAACAUGUACAUUGCAUUUUAACUGAGUAACGAUUUUCUCAUUUGAAGUACAUAAAUACAAAUUUGCAUUAUUUACGGCUAUAAGCCAUAUUAUAUUUACCUAAUGAAGAUAGUCAUUUUUUUAUGACACACCUCGCCAAAUAUAAAAUAUAUUAACAAGAAAACAUUGUAAUUUAUUAUAUGUAUUAAAUAAAAAAAAAUGUUCAUUUUUUAAACUGUUUAUAUCUUUUACAUAGCACGUAUGGUUAAAUUUCUAACAAAUUAAUAAAGAUUAAAAUCGUUUUAACAAACUUUGUUAGAAUAUUAUUACUAUUAUUGUCAUUAUUGUAUUGCAAUGAGUAGUUCGAGAAACCUUUUAUAAUUUGAACGAAUGAAAUAAAUACUAAGUAUUGUAAUACAUGAUGAUAUAUACAAUAUAAUUAAAGUUUUUUUUUUUUUAUUAUA
Molecule: messenger RNA, 2684 nt
Organism: Vespa velutina
Lineage: Eukaryota; Metazoa; Arthropoda; Insecta; Hymenoptera; Vespidae
Gene: HisRS
Product: histidine--tRNA ligase
Exons: 7
Coding region: 379-2187 (602 amino acids)
Biological process (GO): histidyl-tRNA aminoacylation; mitochondrial translation
Cellular component (GO): cytoplasm; mitochondrion
Molecular function (GO): ATP binding; histidine-tRNA ligase activity
Source: RefSeq, a predicted model, not a curated record